This is a messenger RNA of Amoebophrya sp. A120, 1851 nucleotides long. Lineage: Eukaryota; Dinophyceae; Syndiniales; Amoebophryaceae. The record is from the annotation of a GenBank genome assembly.
GGUCGUACGCCCCGUGUGUUGCGGAGGUCCACUGCGAGUACGUUUGCCGGCGUGGUAGAGCUUUUGAUUCUCUGCGCAGCACUUGCGUUCUUCCUGGUCCUUCCCCCCGGGAGUGGCACUGUCAAUGUCAUUUUACUGCAGAAACUGGUGCUGCAGCUGCCGAUGUCGGCGCUAUUAGCUUGUCCUGUGGAUGCAGUGCGAGCACCAGAUGAAGUGCAGCAAGUUGACGCCGUGAAGAUGAAGAACGAAGAUGAGGAGGAGCUGUUGAAAGCAAAGAGUGCAGCUGUUACAUCCGACCAUACGGCCAUCGGCACUAGCGGAAUCAGUUUCAUCGAGAAAGAAGAAAAGCAACAAGAGAGGCAGCAAACCACUCGAGUUUCGAAAAGACGAAACAGGCACAAACGCCGUCGUCGGAUACGAAAAAAAAUAGCGAAGCAAGGCGAGGAGAAAAUAGAAGCCAAGAAAGAGAAACUGGCGCUGAGACUCGUGCAUGAGAAACAGCAUGAGGGGCGAAGGGAAGGAAGAACAGGAAGAACAACCACCGGGGUUCUUGUACAGCGCAACAAGCUCGCACUGCGACAACGUGAGCGGCUGCGAAGGUUGAAGCUGCAUGUUUUGGAGCAGAGGAGGGAGAGCGCGAGGACACUGGCGACGAUCCAACGAAGGACACAGAAAGAGGCACAAAGGCGACUGCGGAAGCAAGCAAUCCUGUUGAAGAACAAGCAAAAAAGAAAAAACAUGAAGAAAGAGGAGCACCAGCACCAGCGCGAACAAGAAAAGGAAAAUCACAAAAAGGCGCAACUGAAGAAAGCGAGAAAAGAAAGCACUGCGCGGAUAGCAGCACAGGAGCAGAAGAUGAAAAAAACAGGACGAGAAAAUGUGUUGCAGGAACAGGAACGCGAAUUCCAGCAGGAAGAGAAAGAACAAGUAGGACUGCCGGAUGUUAGUGAUUUUCUUAAACUGGGCGAAAUGCCGCAAUUCCCCGACAUCCACCAAAUGAACGACCAGGCGACGCUUGAUCCUCAUGAGUGGUUCAAACACGUAGACGACCCCGACAACGAACUUAAGACUGGCGAGUUUUUCAGUUGGCAAGAUGACGGUGCCCAUUGGGAAUGGUUUCCAUAUCCCCAUCAGGUGCAUGACUAUGAAGAUUUCACCCCGACGUUUGACACAGACCACAUUACCUCUGAUGACGACCACUACUCCAUCGAAAACUUCAAAAAGAAACUUCACGGCAAAGAGAUGGAUUUUGGCGAGUUCAUCAAGUUUAUGACCCACGGGCAGUGUGACGUCGCUGGGGUGGGUAUGCAAGAAAAAUCAAUCUGUGCUAGUGCUGUUGUAGAAAGAAGAAGUACCUGGCAUGUAAGUACCAAGCCUAGUAAAUAUUUUUUUUACAUGCUUCUACUCUUUCUGCUGAUGCAUUUUUGGAGUGUCAUCCAUGAUUGAAGAAGACGCACCCCUCCGCACGUCGACGUCGCUCCCUAGUGUAGGAUAAAUGAUGACGAUGAUCAUAAUACUUACUUAUGUAGUGAGGUAAAGUGGGUUUUCAUGUCGUCCUUCUGUCUGAGCAUGACUGACGUCGUCGUGUCAGACAUACUCACAAUGCGUUUUCUUCACCGAAAAACAAUACACUCGCACAUGUUUUUUUCUUGGAUAGUAGAGUACGACCCUCCUGGCUGUGACGACGCGGAAUUCACGUACGACAACCCAAACUCGGCCUAUGGGGCUAUUGGUGCGGGGUGUAUGGGUGUCACGGAGGACCACAAUCCCCCCAUUGGCGAGGCUUGUCCGACACAGCUCACCGAUCCUCAGCGCGACGAGUAUGCGGAAGACGGUACGUACGCUGGCGCG